Gongylonema pulchrum is the source of this 330-nucleotide messenger RNA. NCBI's taxonomy places the organism in Eukaryota, Metazoa, Nematoda, Chromadorea, Rhabditida, Gongylonematidae. The record is from the annotation of a GenBank genome assembly.
AUGACUUCACCAUACUACCCAUAUCCACCGCCACUGCCGUUGCCCUUCGAGAGAUAUCUUUUUCCGCCGCCAUUUCUGUUUCCACCAUCUUUGCCUCCGCAAUAUUUCGGUGGUGCUUUUUUCGGGCCCACGCCAUUCCCACAUUUUCCAGCAGCAAAUUAUGGUAAGUUUGAUUUCGACUAUUUGCUGAUCAGCGAAAUUUUUAUUAAACAAACAAAACAAACAUUAGGUUUCGCUUGUCAAAAAGGCGGGUCAAAGCAAUUGGCAGUACAGAUCAAGGCAGUUGGAGGUGUCUGCUGUGCAGCUCUAGAAUCGGGCUUGAAACUGUAG